AUGACACUGGUCCCUCUGCGCGUUCAGUGCAUGCGGCCGCUUGGGACAACAUUGGCCAGCGUUUUUGGAUUCAUGCCGGCUGCGGAAAAGAACUUCAGAAGGAUCUUUGGACCUUUGAUUUGGGAAAUGACUCCUGGAACUUGCUUCCUGACAAUGGUUGGGACGCCUUCCGGUCGGGAAGAUCACGUAGCCGUUUGGGAUCCUGGCGGGCAAGCCCUUUGGGUUCAUGGUGGGUUUGAUGGCACCAACUUCCUCAGAGACGUCUGGAAAUAUUCGGGCAACAGCUGGUCUCUAGUGGCAGACGCAACUGUGCCUGGUCCUUCUGCUCGAAGCAACCAUGUAGCAGUAUGGGAUCCAAGCAGUUCUGCCCUCUGGAUUCACGGAGGAUACGAUGGAGUUUUGCAUGAUGACUUGUGGAAGUUUGAUUCCCCGUAUUCUGUUUGGAGGCGCAUCUCAAGCUCCUUUGCACCAUCAGCGCGAGCUUACCAUGCAGCUGCCUGGGAUGAUACGAAUGCUGCCAUUUGGAUUCAUGCUGGCUAUGAUGGCCGUUUAUGCCGAGAUUUGUGGAACUUUGACACGGUCACCGAAACGUGGCACUGGGUCUCCGAUCGCGGUCCUUCUGCACGGGCCUACCAUGUGGCCGCCUGGGAUCCGAUGAAUCUGGCCUUAUGGAUUCAUGGUGGAAAGGAUGGUGUGCCGCGCAGAGACCUCUGGAGAUUCGACUCACUGAGUUCUUCAUGGUCUUUGAUUCACCAGGUGGAUGAAUAUGGGCCUUCAAGGCGCUAUGACCAUGUGGGAGCCUGGGAUACAAGCAGUAUGUCACUUUGGGUCCAUGGAGGCUAUGAAGGCAAUAUGCUUCGAGAUCUUUGGCGCUUUACAGUCCCAACGACCACGACCUUCGCCUCAACUGGAACUCUGACUACAAUGGCCCUGACAUUCAGCUUGAGAUCUCCGGAGGAUUCCACUGCGCUUUCGGUGAUUUGCCUCUUGGUUGGAUUCCUCAUUUUUCUGGCUGUUCUUUUGAUCUCCGUGUGUGCACUCAAGCACUGCAAAGGCAGUGCACAAGUUGUCGUUUUGCCAACUCCAGCACCGCCGCCACCUCCGCCGCCAUUGCCACCUUCACAGCCAGUGGCGGCAUGCCCUGACAACUGGACAAUCCCUAUCGACACGCAGCAAAUUCACGCAUCCCCCGAGCACUCGAGAAUGCCUGCCAACAGUCAUCCAACCCAAGCCAACACACAGCCAGUCCAUCCAUGCCAGGAGUGCUCUACUCAACCUGCCACAACAGUGUCAAUCCACACCGGCCAUGAGUACUUAACACUCCCUGCCAACACGCAGCCACUCCAAGCAUGUUUUGGGUGCGUUACGCUUCCGGCUGACUGGCAGCCAAUGACACUGUGCCCCCAGUACGCCAGACUACCGAUCAACAGCCAAGUGCUCAUUUCACCAGCAGAUCCUUCCGCAGCAAUUCCAGUGGUACCACCUUCCACCACCCCAGCUCUGGAUCUCAGCAUUCCGACCUUGCAGCGAUUGGCAUUCAGUUUUUGCCUUCAAUUAGACAGCCCACCAUCCAUCAAACGAACCAAAUCGCUCUUUCUUUAUCCAGACAGACCACCACUGCUUGAGCCUUUUCAGACAGAGUGCCCAGCACAAAGAGAAUGGAUUUUUCAUUUGCAUGAGCCGCGUAGAACCAGGCAAACACCACAAAGCAUGCCAACAUUACCCCAGCCAAAGCAGCCAGGACCAACCAUGCCGAGCCCUGUCCUUAAUAUGCCGAGAACGAUCAUCCCCGACAAGCGCGCACUGGUGGCUCUUCCACUCAUGGAUCCUCUACCUCAGCAGCCACCUGAUCGGCAUUGUGGAUCGACCAUUAUAGUUCCCUUUGAUUUUUCACAACGCAGAACCGUUCUUCACUCCACGGAGAGACCAGAGGUCCAAGUCUUUGCCAGCCCGUCGCCGCCGUGGCCUGUUCAUGAACCAGUUGUGGUUGUGAGACCUUGUACACCAACACUUUCGACCAUUCCAAACCUUCCAACCAUUCCUGUGGCAAAGCUAUUCCAGUUCGACCAUUGCGCUUCAGGCAUUCCAAUUCCCACCUCACAAAGACCGAAAGCUCCAAAGGCAAUUCAAAAAGCACCACUUUUGCGCAGACCAGGGAAGUCCAGGGCAAGACAGAGACCGCGAUCCCUAACUUCAACACUGGGGGGUCCAUGGUGGACCUGUCCAGAGACUCCAGGGCCUGGAGCUUAUGAUCCAGAGCAUCCAGGCAUCUUUGGACGAAUUCCAGGCCGGGAUCCAAGCCGUUUCCAACGUCGCGAUGGCCGAGAUAGACUGACCAAGAGUCAGUCCUGCAGUCGGAUUCUUUAG
This is a messenger RNA of Durusdinium trenchii, 2367 nucleotides long. The record is from the annotation of a GenBank genome assembly. Lineage: Eukaryota; Dinophyceae; Suessiales; Symbiodiniaceae.